UUUUUUUAGGCAGAUUAGUCAGAAUUAAUGUUAGAAAUAUUAUUAAUGUCUUGUGUUUGUGAAAUUCGCAGUUGAUAAUUGUCUUUUUUUGCUUGUAGUUUAUUUUCACACAAAAUUCUGAGUAAAUGUUGAGCCCUACGUAGACAGUACGUCUACUGAUUCCUGUCCUAUAAAUGGAGCGACAUGAGUGCCACCUACGAGAACUAUGUUUAUUACAAGAAAGCGCGCCGAAGGUUUUCCCUUAAGACCUAUAUACUUUUGCUUGUCUGGCAGAUUUUAGCCAUUGUGCAGUGGGCCGUCGUUUGCCUCAUAGAUGAAAUACGGGACUUCUUCGUUGAGUACUAUUAUAUCUGCUUUGUGGCAUUUAUUUUGGCAAUUCUCCUGUUUGGUAUCUUCAUAUUCGUUGAGAAGCUGCGUUACAUCCCGGUAUUGAAUUUUAUAGUCUGCUUAAUAAUUGUCGAGCUGCAAAUUAUAGCGCUGUUUGCCUUAGUCGCUCGCACGUACUGGAUGGAUCUAAUAAUAUUCUUUGUUAUAUGUUUUGUGCUUCUUUGGCUGUUCAUUCUGAUUGGUUCGGUACUUCCGAGGAAGCUUGACCUGACCUUAGAUGUGGCCAUAUUAUUCAUUGUCGGCUUUCUGUUCCUAGCUAUUGCCAUAUUUUUUUUGAUGUUUCGAUUCUUGGUACCCCAAGUGCAGAUACAUUCAUACAUAGUCUUCGAAGUCGCAGUGACCAUAAUUAUUCUGUUCUUUGUCAUGUACCAUGCGCAAACCAUCAACGGCGGUCGAUUCGCCGAGAUGCGUCUGAACGACGCCUUACUGGGAUCGCUAAUUCUUUUCCACGACUUCCUUAUUAUUUAUUGGUUAACUUUCUACUGGCAAAUCCUAGAGAGGCCUUUCUCGCCCGACAAUUGGGAAUAUCUUUCCACAGUGACCGAUACGACCUCAACGGCCAGGACUACUCCUAAAGACGAUAAAGAUAAAGGGGAUGCUAACAAAGUACAAGACGAGAUUCAUAUAGACGAGGAGCAAGAUGAUAACGAAGAUGAAGUCGAAGAUAAGGACGGAGACGGCGGCCAAGGGGAUGAUAAAGAAGAAGACGUUGAGAAAGUAAAAAGCCGAGCCCAAGAUCGUGGUCAAGAGCAAGAGGAGGACGCAGAAGAGGACGAAGGGACGAAUGCAAAAAGAAGAAAAAAACCAAGUUUCAACACAGGUGGGGACGAUGAUAGGGGCACUGGUUCCAAGAGAGGCUCUAAAAAAGAGUCCAGGAGAAGGUUGUAUUCGCCUAAAAACCCCAAGCUACACGCACAAGGAAACCAGGAUGCGGGCUCUGCUGCCGACGCGAGCAGCGGCCAUGUUGCUGGUGUAGUUAGUGGAGACAAGGCAGAUGGGGCUGCUGGUGGCGUGGUCAUGAACGAACCUAAAAGCGCCAGAAUUAAUGCUGUGGGAGACAAAUCAGCUGUCGAUGACACCAAAUCCUCCAGUGUGACCACGGUAGAAGGCGCAGAGCCAGGUGCAGCGGCAGAUGAAGAUGGAGCACUGUCCGUUGGAGCCUCUGCCGAAGAGCCCAAAACAAAUGAUGAAGCAGGUGAAGAUGCUGAAAGAUUGAAUGUAGAUUUUGCAAGCGGCGCAGUUGAAGACGGGCAACACGCAGGAGCUGCUUACGAUGCUGGUCGCGCAGGCGCAGACGCUGAUGGGGGUGAAGUGGACGGUGAAGCCGGAGAAGACAAUUCAGUUGGUAAGGAUUCUGUUGAUCCGCUGGGAAGAGACCAGUACUCAGGGAAUAUUAAUGCUGGAGAUGAUCCCGGUGGUGCCGCCGGUGGUGACGUUGGAGGUGACGUUGGAAGUGUCGCUGCUGGUGACGAUGGAGGUGACGUUAGAGAAGUCGGUGGAGCCGCCUAUGGUGCCACCGAUGGUGCCGCCGGGGGUAAUGCAGAUGGUGACGUUGGAGGUGACGCUGGAAGUGUCGUUGGUGGUGAUGUUGGAGGUGACGUUGGAGAAGACGUUGGAAAUGUCGGUGGUGACGUUAGAGGUGUCGUUGGAGGAGACUUUGGAGGUGUCAGUGGUGCCACCGGUGGUGCCACCGAUGCUGCUACCAAUGCUGCCGCCGGAGGUAACACCGGUGGUGACUUUGCAGGUGAUGCUGGAAGAGUCGCUGGUGAUGUUGGAGGUGACGUCGGAGGAGACGUUGGAAAUGUCGUUGGUGGUGAGGUUGGAGGAGACGUUAGAGAUGUCAGUGGUGCCACCGAUGCUGCCGCCGGAGGUAAUACCGGUGGUGACUUUGGAAAUGACGUUGGAGGUGCCGUUGAAAGUGCCGUUAGUGGUGAUGUUCGAGGAGACGUUAGAGACGUCAGUGGUGCCACCGGUGGGGCCACCGAUGCUGCCGCCGGGGGUAACACCGGUGUUGACGUUGGAAGUGACGUUGAAGGUGAUGCUGGUGGUAACGCGGUUGUUGGCGGAGGCCCAGUUGUUGGUGCUGCGGACCCCGUAGAUGGCGCUGGCUCAGGCGCAAGGGAAAUUGAGGGCACAGGUGGUCAUGGUGGUGGAGUUAUUGAAGGUGACUCUGGCGCAAAUGCAGUAGCAGGAGCAGGAGUCAAUCCAGACAUAUAUUUAGGGCCAGAAGAAACCGGCAGUGCAGGCGCAGAUGGAGACACUGGGAGCUACGUAAAUAACGCUGCUGGUGCAGAUACGAACGAGCCUGCCAAUGGUCAUGUAGAUGGCCCUGAUGGAAACCCUCAGUACACUGGUAAAGAGGCAGAUGGAGUGGGCGAUGAAGGUGUCAAUGCUGAUGGCGCAGCUGGAGGCGUAGGUGGCUCUGAAGGAGACUACGACGGAAGAGCCGAGCGAAGAGGAAAGCGUAAGAUCUGGAGAAGGAGGUGAAGCAGUUGGAGGUCAGAUGGAAGCUGCCACAGGCUCGAUUUGAAAGUGCAAAUGUUUUGGAUGGCAAUGUGAAUAUCUCGACUAUAAGAGCUUAAGAUCCUGAUAACGUUAAAUAAUAUCUAAUUCUACUUGAGGGCAACGAAUUUACCCUUCAAGCAUACACUGUACAUACGGAAAGCCAAUAAACAGAUAUUUGUGAUUGUCAGUUUACACAUACAACAUAUCAAUAUUAAUA
Drosophila novamexicana is the source of this 3109-nucleotide messenger RNA. RefSeq lists its product as uncharacterized. The record is from RefSeq and is a predicted model, not a curated record. Lineage: Eukaryota; Metazoa; Arthropoda; Insecta; Diptera; Drosophilidae. The coding region runs from base 184 to 2874 and encodes 896 amino acids. The transcript has 5 exons.